Molecule: messenger RNA, 1212 nt
Organism: Penicillium cinerascens
Lineage: Eukaryota; Fungi; Ascomycota; Eurotiomycetes; Eurotiales; Aspergillaceae
Product: EXS domain-containing protein
Exons: 5
Coding region: 1-1212 (403 amino acids)
Cellular component (GO): membrane; cytoplasm
Source: RefSeq, a predicted model, not a curated record
AUGGGUCCUGAUCAACAUGCUCAACUGGAUGGCUUUGGGCUGAUCCUUCCCUUCCCUAUCCGGAUAGCGGCCCUCUUGGUUGCUGGUUUCUGGGGAUGGGCGAUCAACCUACACUUUCUGGCCAAGGCCAACAUUGAUGUCCCUGCUCUCAUUCGAUACCCUCCACGUACCUCCUCUGCUCAACGACCACACCAUAUCGCGGCCUAUCGCCUGGCCACCUUCUUCACAAUCCCCCUGGCCCUCUGGCUGGUUGUCUUCUGGAUCGCUACCCACCGCGUCCCCGACUUGGUUGAACGCCUCGAUUUCAUCCCUCAGUCGGUCUUCAUAAUUCUCCUUCUGAUUUUGAUCUUGCCUUUGGACCGCGCCUCGCGGGCUGGUCGCAUUCGCUUCCUCUUGUCAUUAAAGCGCGUGGCCAUCGGUGGCUUGGCGGAGUCCCAGGAUGGCAAGUUUGGCGACAUCCUGCUGGCCGACGCCCUAACCAGCUACGCACGGGUUCUGGGAGAUCUCUAUGUCAGCUUCUGCAUGUUCUUCACCGACGGUCUGGCUGCAACUUCCAAGCCGAAUCGCGCUUGCGGCACGGAUUUAGUCGUGCCAAUUAUUGUGGCGGUUCCCAGUGCGAUUCGACUUCGCCAAUGUUUGACCGAAUACGUACGGUCUCGGAAGACAACUACGCGCCGGGAGGCGAGUAAGGGGAACCAGCACUUGGCCAACGCCUUGAAGUAUUUCACUGCAUUCCCAGUCAUCUGGCUGACAGCUAAGCUGCGGAACUACAACCCCCUGGACUUCCACGGGUACAGCGAGAUGACCAUCAUGCGUCUGCUAUUCAUAUUCUCCAUCAUCAACUCCGCCUAUUCUUUCUGGUGGGAUGUGGUCAAGGAUUGGGAUCUGACACUCUUUUCCCCCGAACGCAGCGACAGGGACCACCCGUACGGCCUUCGGCGGCACCGCUACUUCCACUCGGAUCGGUUGUACCACUACGUCAUCAUCAUGGAUCUUGUCCUCCGUUUCUCGUGGCUGUGGCGCGUGCUCCCGGGUCUCGCGUGGCUCCCCGAAACCGAAUGCGGCUUGUUCAUCCUCAUGUUCCUCGAAGUCGCUCGGCGUUGGAUGUGGGUGUUCUUCCGAGCAGAGGCCGAGUGGAUCCGCAAUACCCACGGCCCAGGUCCCGAGGACAUUCUCCUUGGCGAAUACAACCACAAAUUCGACGCGGAUUAA